CGCCUCCCCCCCGCGUCUCCCGGGCGGGCCGGGCCGGGCCGGCAGGAUGACGGUCAAGCUGGGCUUCGAGGAGUGCCUGAAGGACUCGCCGCGCUUCAGGGCUGCCAUUGAGACAGUGGAAACUGAAGUAUCAGUGUUGGAGACCCAGCUGGAAAAGUUGCUGAAGCUGUGCAGCACCAUGCUGGAAUCCGGGCGCCAGUACUGCAGCCAGAGCAAGACCUUCGCGUCCGGGAUUCAGGAGCUCUCCCAGCACUCCUUGGGGGACACGUUGAUGAGCGAAUGCCUGGAAAAAUUUUCCAAGGGCUUGAACAAAAUGAUGGAGCAGCAUGAGGAGCUCCUGGAGACCACACAGCAGUCUCUUCGGCAGCAGCUGCAGACUCUGGUGAAGGAGGACAUCAAGCACUUCAAAGAGGCCCGGAAGGAGUUUGAGCGGGGCAGCGAGAGCUUAGCCAGCGCCUUGCACCACAACGCCGAGGUGCCCCGUCGGCGCCACCAUGAGGCCGAGGACGCUGUGGUUGCCCUCAAAGCCGCUCGGACCACCUUCCGCAACCGGGCCCUCGACUACGUGCUGCAGAUCAACGUGGUUCAGUCCAAGAAGAAAUUUGAGAUCCUGAAGUUUAUCUUGUCCUUCAUGGAGGCCCAAUCCGUCUUCCUCGAGCAGGGCUUCCAUGCGUCCAAACAGCUGGAACAGUAUCGCAGAGACCUGGCAGCUCAGCUGCAUGAGUUGGUCCUGGAGUCGGCCCGAGAGAAGAGGGACAUGGAGCAGAGGCACACCCUAAUAAAACAGAAGGAUCUGACCCAGGAUGACGAUGUUCCAGAAAUCCGGGCGCAGCCAGGCGAGGUGGUGAUGGAAGGCUACCUGUACAAACGGGCCAGCAAUGCGUUCAAGACCUGGAGCAGGCGCUGGUUUUCCAUCCAGAGCAACCAGCUGGUGUAUCAAAAGAAGGCCAAGGAUGCCGUGACGGUGGUCGUCGAGGACCUCCGGCUCUGUACCGUCAAGCCUUCCCCGGAUCACGAGCGUCGCUUCUGUUUUGAGGUGGUGUCCCCCUCCAAAAGCUGCCUACUCCAAGCCGACUCGGAGCGGCACCUGCAGGCCUGGGUGUGCGCCGUGCAGAGCAGCAUUGCGUCCGCUUACAGUGAGGGGCGUCCAGAACCCCUGGGGCAGCCCCUGGAACGCAGCAGUUCUCUCACUGCAGCCACCCUGCAAUCCCCAUCCAGCCGGAAACUGCGGGGUGGUGUGGACAAGCAGGUGGUGGAUCAGGUGCAGCGGCUGGAGGGCAACGCCCAGUGUUGUGACUGCCGUGAGCCGGCACCCGAAUGGGCCAGCAUCAACUUAGGCAUCACACUUUGCAUCGAGUGCUCCGGCAUCCACAGGAGCCUCGGGGUCCAUUUUUCCAAGGUGCGAUCCCUCACGCUUGAUGCCUGGGAACCUGAGCUGGUGAAGCUGAUGUCCGUGUUGGGGAACCGUGUCAUCAACCAGAUCUAUGAGGCCCGGGUUGAGGAAAUGAACAUGAAGCGCCCCCAACCAGGAAGUUCACGAUCUGAAAAGGAGGCCUGGAUCCGGGCCAAGUACGUGGGAAGGAAAUUUAUUACCAAGUUCCCCCAUGCUGGGGUGCAGCUGAGUCACAGCAGAGAGGCCCUGGGGCCGGAGAGGCCCCCCCGGCCGUUUCCCAAGCCCAAGCCACCAGGCCAAAUCCGCCGGGGCGCAGGAGUCUGCGAGGGAGUCUCUUCAAGUCCUGCUGCUCCAUCUUCAGAGGACCUCCAUAAUUUGCACCCAGGAGCCCUGCUCUACCGGGCAGCCACCGCGCCCCCGAGUUUGCCCACCAUGGCGGAUGCUCUGGCUCAUGGAGCGGACAUCAACUGGGUGAACGCGGCCCAGGAAAGCCGAACCCCGUUGCUCCAGGCCGUUGCUGCUAAUUCACUGCUGGCUUGUGAAUUCUUGCUUCAAAAUGGAGCCAACGUUAACCAGACCGACUGCAAAGGGAGAGGACCUUUGCAUCACGCCACCAUCUUAGGCCACACUGGGCUGGCUUGCCUCUUUCUCAAACGCGGUGCCAACAUGAGCGCAGUCGACGGGGAGGGCAAGGACCCGCUCAGCAUUGCCAUUGAUUCGGCCAACGCAGAUAUUGUGACGUUGCUGCGACUGGCCAAGAUGCGUGAAGCUGAGCUGGCCUUGGGCCAGUCCGGAGAUGAAACCUACCUGGACAUUUUCCAAGACUUCUCCUUCAUGGCCUCCAACAACCCGGAGAUGCUGGCCAGGCAGAGCAACGACCUGAAACUCACCACCUUGUGAAGCCCCAGAGAAGUCGUCCUCGGGA
This is a messenger RNA of Candoia aspera, 2318 nucleotides long. RefSeq names its product ArfGAP with coiled-coil, ankyrin repeat and PH domains 1 (gene ACAP1). The transcript is spliced from 22 exons. Bases 47 to 2293 code for a protein of 748 amino acids. NCBI's taxonomy places the organism in Eukaryota, Metazoa, Chordata, Lepidosauria, Squamata, Candoiidae. The record is from RefSeq and is a predicted model, not a curated record. Gene Ontology annotation, molecular function: GTPase activator activity; protein binding. Gene Ontology annotation, cellular component: cytoplasm.